This is a messenger RNA of Bemisia tabaci, 9281 nucleotides long. Lineage: Eukaryota; Metazoa; Arthropoda; Insecta; Hemiptera; Aleyrodidae. The record is from RefSeq and is a predicted model, not a curated record.
CCUCAGUUCUCAGUCCGUCUUGUCCGGUCCGGUCGCCAGUCCUCUCCGGUCCUCGCCCGAGUCCGGUCUGACACGGUCCGCGAUCGCGUCGUGUCCCUUUGAAUUUCGCGCGCUUUUCCCGACCCCCCAUGAGUCCCUCUCCGCCCCUGCGCCCUGUGUCUUCGCCUUUCGUCUAUGACUCACGAUGAAUCAGCCUGCGUUCUCGUUAGUUUCCCGGUUUGAAAUCUCUUCCAUUUCUCCGAACUCGAACGAAAACCUGUUGAAAAUGGGAAAGUCCGGUAAAAGUUGAUAUAAACUGAACAUUCGAAUAAAAUCGAAUCAAACUAGAUCAAUUUAAUUAAAAUAUGUUUCAAUUGUGUCAUCGACGCCAGUCGAAAUUCCUCCAAUGCAUCUCAUUAGUACUUCUACUCUCGGAGUUAAGCUUUCAAUUUGGGGCAGCGCAGAAUCCUCAAAUAGACAAAAAUCAGCCCACACCAGUCGGAGGGCCAAAUGUAUGCCGAUCUCGUACUCGUAACUAUUGUUGUCCCGGAUGGUCUCUCAAACGCGCCACUGGCCUUUGUAUUAUACCGUUGUGUUCAAGGCAAUGUGGCAAUGGGACGUGUGUCAAGCCAAAUAUUUGUAUGUGUCAGAAUGGAAAUAUUGGAAUCAGUUGCUCUGCUGAUUUUAAUAGCCUACAUGCUGGUAAUGAAACAAAAGUCGGAUUUCUUGACUCGCACACAAAAAAUGGAAAGAACAGUUGCCCAUACCCUUGUUUGAAUGGCGGAACCUGUGCCGGCACCAAGUGUGUGUGCAAACCUGGCUACUCAGGAGAAAUCUGUUCGGAGCCAAUUUGCAAAGAGCCGUGUUUAAAUAAUGGGAGAUGUAUUGGUCCGGAUAGAUGUGCGUGUGUCUACGGAUAUGCUGGAAAGACAUGUGAAGCAGAUUAUCGAACAGGACCUUGUUUCACUCAAAUUGAAAACACGAUGUGCCAAGGACAGCUUGAAGGGGUUAUUUGCACAAAACAGCUCUGUUGUGCGACCAUUGGAAAAGCUUGGGGUCAUCCAUGUGAAGCAUGUCCACAGCAUUUGGAUUGUGAAGAGGGUUUUCUUAAAAACAUCCAUUCUGGUCAAUGUGUAGAAAUUGAUGAGUGCGAAGCAGUUCCUGGCCUCUGUAAAGGAGGAACGUGUGUUAAUACUGUCGGAUCAUUCAAGUGUGAAUGCCCAAGUGGGAAAACUCGAAAUCCUGAAACUAAUUCUUGCGAUGAUCUAAAUGAAUGCGAAGAAUACGAAAAUAUUUGCCAAGAUGGAACUUGCGUAAAUACUGACGACUCAUAUUAUUGCCAAUGUAAUCCUGGUUUCAUCUCCACCCCAGAUCGGAAACACUGUCUAGAUUCAAAACAAGGAAAUUGCUACACUUCAGUGAAAAAUGGUGUUUAUGAAAAUAAAAUGAAAAUAAAAUUAUCACGCAAGGAUUGCUGCUGCGGAGGAAGUUCUGACAGAGCCUGGGGAGAUGAUUUUGAUCCAUGUCCCAACCCUGGAGAGAGUGACCAUACUAAACUCUGCCUGGGUGGAACCAAAGGAAUCGUAUCAAGUUCAAUUACUGUGGUCAACGAAUGCGUGCUUCAACCUACCAUUUGCGGGGGUGGGCGAUGCAUCGAUACUUCCGAUGGUUAUGAGUGUGAAUGCUAUCCUGGUUACCAAAAAUCAAAAUCAUCCUCCGGGCUGUCACAAGUGUGUGAAGAUGUUGAUGAAUGCAAACAAAACUUCUGCGUUGGAGGACAUUGUGAAAAUUUACCUGGGAGUUUUACGUGUUCUUGUCCCCCUGGAUUUGAUGUUUCAUCAGAUGGAAAAACUUGCAUAGAUCAUGAUGAAUGUCGUGAAACUGGAAUGUGCGCCAAUGGUUUAUGCAUCAACAUGGAUGGAUCAUUCAAAUGUCAAUGUAAAAAUGGAUAUGUUUUGUCCACAUCUGGACACGCUUGCAGCGACGUUGAUGAAUGCUACGAGAACCCACGAAUAUGUUUAAAUGGACAUUGUUACAACACUCCUGGCUCAUACCGUUGUCACUGUCAACCUGGAUUUACAACAGCGCUUGAUGGUGCUUUUUGUGUGGAUAUCAAUGAAUGCACAGCUGGAAACAAUAUCUGCCAUAAUGGAAAAUGCGUCAAUACUGAUGGAUCUUUUAAGUGUGUCUGCGAUUCUGGUUAUCGAUUGGACUACGAUAGAAAAAUAUGCAUAGAUAUUGAUGAAUGUGUCAAUAACCCGUGUCAAGCCGGAAAAUGUAUCAACACUCCUGGCUCAUUCCAGUGUGAAUGCAGAGCUGGUUUUCAUCUUGGGCCUGACGGAAGAUCUUGUCAAGAUACGAUGAAAGAUUUGUGUUAUGCAAAAUACCAAGGCGGGCAGUGCACGAAUGCAUUUCCUUCUGCUACCACCAAAUCCAGCUGCUGCUGCUCUUUAGGCACGCCUGGACAAAUCAGUGCUUGGGGCACUCUGUGCAUGCCCUGUCCUAACCCCAACUCUCCAGAAUUUCAGAUGCUGUGUCCUCAUGGAUCUGGAAUGACGUAUAAUGGAGAUGACAUCAAUGAAUGUGCUCAGAACCCAACAAUUUGUCAAAAUGGAGCUUGUGAAAAUCUUAUGGGUACCUAUCGCUGCAUCUGUAAUGCUGGUUAUGAGAUCGAUGACACUGGACGGUCCUGCCGAGAUAUUGACGAGUGUGCUCAUGAACUUGUUUGCACUGGUGGACAAUGUCGGAACACGCCUGGCAGUUUUCAGUGUGUUUGUCCAAGUGGAACGCGGCUGAACAGUGUCACUCAAGUCUGUGAGGACAUCGAUGAAUGUGAAGAGUUGGGGCCAGAGGCCUGCAUCAAUGGAGAAUGUGUAAAUACGGUCGGAUCUUACGAAUGUGAAUGUCUUCCGGGAACAGUUGUCGACAACACUGGCCAUAUUUGCAUUGAUAAUCAACGUGGCACAUGUUGGGCACGGGUAACAAAUGGCCGUUGUGAAAAUAAUUUACCAAGACUAACACUCAAAUCAGAAUGUUGUUGCUCCAUUGGUGUAGCUUGGGGAAGCCCUUGUGAAACAUGCGACACCAGCACCUGUGACUGUCCAAAAGGAUUUGCCAAAGUAGAUGGCAAAAGUUGCACGGAUGUGAAUGAGUGUGAACUGAGUGCAGGCGUUUGUCGUGGAGGUGGCACUUGCCUCAAUACUGAAGGAUCAUUUACAUGUGUGUGUCCUCCUGGAUUGACUUUGGAUCCUACCGGAACAUUGUGCUUGGAUAAAAGAAUAGAAACUUGUUUUGUUGAGUUCAAACAAGGAGUUGGACACAAUGCUAUUGAUGGCUUGUUUUCUCGUAGCCUUUGCUGCUGCUCAUCAGUUGGACGAGCGUGGGGAGGAACCGCAAGAGAAUUCUCCGCUCAAUGUGAAGCUUGUCCUCGGCCUGGAACAGCAGCACACCUUGAUCUUUGCCCCAAGGGUCCUGGUUUCCUGGACAGGAAAGACAUCAAUGAAUGUGUGGAAUUUCCUGGAAUUUGUGCAAACGGCCGCUGUAAAAAUACUGUCGGUGGUUUCACAUGCCGCUGUAAUCAAGGAUUCACACUCGAUGAAAAUGGGAUCAAGUGUCUAGACAUUGAUGAGUGCAAUAUAAUGCAUGGGGUCUGUGGAGAUGGUAAAUGCAUCAAUACACCAGGAAAUUUUGAAUGCGAAUGCAAAGAGGGAUAUGAAAGUUCAACACUCGUACAAGUUUGCACUGAUAUAAAUGAAUGUGAAAGAACUCCUGGUCUCUGCCGUGGUGGCACGUGUCGGAACACUCCUGGAAGUUUUUAUUGCCAGUGUCCUCCAGGACAUGAACUAUCUCCCGAUAAACUGUCGUGCAAAGAUAUUGAUGAAUGUUCACGUUCAAGUGGAAUCUGUUCUAAUGGCGUUUGCGAAAACAUGAUGGGAACUUACCAGUGCAUUUGCAAUGAUGGUUUCCAACAAGCUGACAUGAAAUCUCAUUGUGAAGAUGUAAAUGAAUGUGAAACAAACAACGGAGGCUGUGAUGACAUUUGCCAUAACACUGCAGGAAGCUUUGUGUGUUCAUGUAGGACGGGCUAUGCUCUACAACCAAAUGGUCAUAGUUGUAUUGACAUCAAUGAGUGUUCUGAAAAUCGCAGAAUUUGUAGCGGUGGUGAAUGUAUUAACACUCAAGGAAGUUUCACCUGCGUAUGCACCAAUGGCCUGAAACCAGGGAUCAAUAGCUCCCAGUGUAUCGAUAUCAACGAAUGUGAAGACAAAGAGAGGAAUGUAUGCAAUAACGGAGAAUGCCUCAAUACCAUUGGAUCCUAUAAGUGUCAGUGUGAAACAGGAUAUUCUGUGAAACCUAUCGGGAGCCCAACUUGUACCGAUGAGGAUGAAUGUAAGCUGGGAAUCCAUAACUGUGAUAUAAACGCCGACUGUGUGAAUAAUCCAGGUUCAUACAGUUGUCGAUGCCAUGACGGCUUCACAGGAAAUGGCUAUUUGUGCCAAGAUGUCAAUGAAUGUUUGUCAAAUAAUGGUGGCUGCGAUCAAAAUGCCCAAUGUAUCAAUACUGAUGGUUCCUUUCAAUGUGUCUGUGAUCAAGGUUUUCAAGGAAAUGGUACUUCUUGCUCUGAUUUGGACGAAUGCACGGAAAAUGCAAGUUUGUGCGAAAAUGGUCAUUGUCUCAACUACCCUGGAUCGUUUAAUUGCGAGUGUGAGAUGGGAUUUAUGCACCCAGAUGACAAAAAUGAGCACAUGUGUGUCGAUAUAAAUGAAUGUGAAAUGUUCAAUAAUUUAUGUGUUUAUGGACGCUGCAUCAAUGUCUUUGGUAUGUUCAGAUGUGAAUGUGAUGAAGGAUUCCAAUUAGACAGCUCUGGAGGCAACUGUACCGAUAUCAACGAAUGUGAAAGUCCUCAGGCUUGCCUUUAUGGAACUUGCACCAACACAAUUGGAUCAUUCAAGUGUAGCUGUCCGCCAAACUAUCAGCUUGUUUCCUCCGGAAAUGCAUGUGUUGAUAAGCGAGAAUCUCGUUGUUAUUUAAAUUAUGAGGGUCAUGAUGGACAGAAUAUAUGUUCCCAAGAACUCGGAAGUCCUGUCACAAAAUCAACUUGUUGCUGUUCCAUUGGUCGGGCCUGGGGUAGCAAAUGUGAACUAUGCCCUGCACCAGGCUCUGAAGAACAUUCGAAACUCUGCCCUGGCGGCUCAGGCUACAAACCAAAUGUCCACUCAGUCAUUCUGGAAGACAUCAAUGAAUGUGAAGAGCACCAUAAUUUAUGCGAAAAUGGACAUUGCACGAAUACUUUCGGCAGUUACAUGUGUUCUUGUAAAGAUGGUUUUAAACUGGACGAAGGGAACACAGUCUGCACAGAUAUCGAUGAAUGUUCAACAAUCCCAGACAUUUGCGGAGCAGGUGAUUGCUUUAAUGAAGAAGGAUCAUACCAUUGCGCUUGUCCAGAUGGAUUUGUGCUCCUACCAAAUGGGAAGGAGUGUGUGGAUAUGCGGAAAGAUCAGUGUUAUUUGAAUUAUUCCGACGAACAGUGUUCACUGCCAAUGUCCAAUCCGCAAACUCGAAUGCUCUGUUGUUGUUCAAUGGGGCUUGCCUGGGGGAAACCAUGUCUACCUUGUCCUGCGGCAAACUCAAGAGAAUAUUUGUUACUUUGUGGGGCACGUCCUGGCCAAAUCGUCAACCCAAUGACAAAUAUUACAGAGGAAAUUGAUGAGUGUUCAUUAAUGCCUCAGAUGUGUAAUAAUGGAAUUUGCAUUAAUACUCCUGGAAGUUUUUAUUGCCAAUGUAAUCGUGGUUUUGUAUAUGAUGACGACUCACAUCAAUGUAUUGAUGAAAAUGAGUGUCUCCAUAGUCCAUCUCCUUGCAAAGGUAACUCUCAAUGUGUCAACUCGCCUGGAAGUUACGAGUGCACUUGCUCAGAAGGAUACACGCUAGGAGUAACACUGAGAGAAUGCACUGAUAUUGAUGAAUGUAAUGAAAAACCCGGCAUCUGCAGAAAUGGCGAUUGCAAAAACUUUGAGGGAAGCUUUCAAUGCAUCUGUCAUAACGGCUUUACACUCACUGAAAAUCGAGAGUCUUGCGAAGACAUAGAUGAGUGUCAACGACACAUUAACAUUUGUAACAAUGGAACAUGUUACAAUACUGUAGGAUCUUUCAUGUGUCAUUGUUAUCCUGGUUUUAAACUCAGUCAUAAUAAUGAUUGUAUUGAUGUUGAUGAGUGUCGGAUGAUGCCAUAUUUGUGCCGUAAUGGACGUUGUAGGAAUACUGUUGGAUCAUUUAACUGUGACUGUGCAGAUGGGUAUGCAUUAUCGCCAGACAGGCAGAACUGCAGAGAUAUUGAUGAGUGUCUCGAGGUUAAUGGAACCUGCCCUAACCCAGGGCGCUGUCAAAAUUUGAUGGGGUCUUUCAUAUGCACCUGUCCUCCGGGCUAUAGAUUGGCUGCUGAUAAAAAAAGUUGUCUUGAUAUCGAUGAAUGCAUUGAAAAUGAGAAAAUAUGUGAAGGAGGAACCUGCACUAAUACAGCUGGUGGUGUCAUUUGUGACUGCCCGCCUGGUUUUGUUUUGAGUCAUAAUGGGAUGAAAUGUAUCGAUAUGCGCCAAGAUUACUGUUAUGAUCAAUACUUAUUCAAAGGAGAAUGUUCUGCAGUAAGAGCUCAUCCUCUUACCAUGAAAGAAUGUUGUUGCUCCAUGGGUGCAGCAUGGGGUCAGUACUGUCAACGUUGCCCUCGCCAAGAAACAGUUGAUUUCCAGAAGUUGUGUCCAGAGGGUGCUGGUCGUGGUGAUUGGGGUGAAGAUUUGAAUGAAUGUACUUUAAUGCCAAACGUGUGUGAAGGAGGCGACUGCGUGAACACAGAUGGAUCCUUCCGCUGUGAAUGCCCAACAGGUUAUGUCCUUGAUUCUACGGGCAAGAAGUGUGUAGAUGAAAAUGAGUGCAGCUCUAAUAUUAAUCUGUGUGGCAAUGGGACUUGCGCUAAUCUCAUAGGUGGUUUUGAGUGUUCUUGCAGCGAUGGUUACACUUCAGGGCCACUCCAAGUUUGCGAGGAUGUUAAUGAAUGUAUAGAAAUGUCAAACCAUUGCGCGUUCCGCUGUCACAAUGUUCCUGGUUCUUAUCGUUGUAUAUGCCCUUAUGGAUACACUCUGGCCCCUGAUGGAAGACAUUGUCAAGAUGUUGAUGAAUGCGUGACACCAGCAAACAACUGCAAGUACCAGUGCAAGAACCUGAUUGGUUCAUUCAUCUGUAUUUGCCCUGAAGGUUUUGCGCCAGCCAGCACUCCUAAUGACUGCGUUGAUGUUGACGAAUGUGCCAAUGACCCUAAUCUGUGCAAACAUGGCACGUGUGUUAAUUUAUUGGGCAACUACCGCUGUGACUGUUUUGAUGGCUAUAAAUCAAGUGUGGACAACAAACAUUGUUUAGACGAUCGGAAAUCAUACUGUUAUGAACAUGUAACCAACGGGAAGUGUCUCUUGCACAAUCACACUGGGUUAGAAGUUACCCGCGCUCAGUGUUGUUGCACAAUGGGAGUUGCUUGGGGCUCUCAAUGUCUUCCUUGCCCUGCUCGUAAUUCCGAAGAAUUUCAUUCACUUUGCCCUCAGCAAUCUGGUUAUGCUUUCGAUGGAUUAGAUAUAAAUGAGUGCCAGACUAUGCCAGAGCUAUGUCGCAAUGGCCGUUGUAUCAACACUUUGGGAUCAUAUCGAUGUAUCUGUAAUAAAGGUUUCAGACCUGAUCAUGGAGGAACCCAUUGUAGAGACGUGAAUGAGUGUGAUUCUCGUCCUAGCCCUUGCGAUAUGGGUUGUGAGAAUACAAUUGGAAGCUACAUCUGUUCAUGCCCACCUGGAUUGACGCUAAGCCAUGACAAUAGGACCUGUGUUGACAUUGACGAAUGUGCAACCGGAGAGCAUAUUUGCUAUCAAAAGUGCACCAACACCCACGGAUCUUAUCAGUGCUCUUGCUUACCUGGCUACAAGCAAGUCGGCGACCACUGUAUUGAUAUUGAUGAGUGCGCCAACCACAGCGCAAUUUGUCCUCCACCAGGGAAUUGCAUCAACACCCUUGGAAGUUAUAGGUGCCUAUGUCCUCUAGGCUACAAACUAGAUUCUAGUGGGACGUACUGUACAGAUAUUGAUGAAUGCUCUGAUGACAAUAAGUGUCAGAAUAGUUGUCAGAACUUAAUGGGAAAAUACAAGUGCGGAUGUGCAGAGGGAUUUAUCCAGCAUGCAUACCUCAAUCAGUGUCUUGAUGAGAACGAGUGUGCUCAAAAUCCUUGUGGAAAUCAAACCCGAUGUAUCAACACUGUGGGUAGCUAUAGGUGUGACUGUCCACCUGGCUUCCAAUUUGAUGAAGGAUCUUUACUCUGUUUACAGCUCAGUAAAAAUUGCCUCGAUAGUCCUUGUGAAUUUGGUUGCAACGCGAUAGGCAGCAGUGGAUUUAGCUGUGGGUGUCCUUCAGGAUAUUAUCGUAUUGGCGAGGGUCAUUGCCUAUUGACCAUUAGCCCAUUUGGUAGCAACAUUCCAAUGUAUCCAAUCAAACCUGAAGACGACACCAAUGACCGGAAAAUAAUUUCCACCGAGGGAUGCUUCUCUUGCAAGAUAAAUGGACGACAUAGAAGGAUGACAAAUGGUACCCAAAGCUCAAAUCAUAACAGGCAUAAGAAGAAAAAUCGUGACAAGUUAAAGUUAAAACGGAAUAAAGAAAAUAGCAGAAAUACCACCUCUCACUCUGAAAAUGAUCAGAUUCAUGUCAUGAACAGAAGGAAAAGGCAAGAGGUUGCAGUUGAAACUUUUGAAACCCUCCAUAUUAACCUCGCACAGACCAAACAUCGAACACAUGUCAUUAAAUUACGGCCAGCUAUUAAGAAUGACUUUCACUACGAAAUUGUAGAUGGCAACGAAGAGGGUAUUCUCAAACUGCAUAAGAAACAUGGUGUUUGGACCCUUCAUUUCAAGCAUCGCCUGAAAGAACCUGCCACGUUUUUGAUAACCAUCAAGGGGGAACCAAAUAGACCAUUGAAAGUAUCAUGGGAAAAACCCUUGAUUUUAAAAAUUAAGAUUAUUGUCGUACCCUAAUUAUUUUUUGUUUUGUUGUCUGAUGAUACUCCUUGACUUACCAUUUUUUCUUGUAUAUAUUGUUUCAUACAUUUUUAAGCUUUGUUCAUAAUUUGUAAUUUGUCCCCUUGUCCUUUUGAUCAGAAUCUGUGAAAUUCAUUUUUGUAUCUCAAUUGAUCCUCUCUCUGUGCAAGUGAUAAAUUAGUGUCAAGUGCGUUGCAAUUAAAUCAAUGGAAAAAUUAAUAAACUAGCCAAAAAGUUGUA